Molecule: messenger RNA, 1764 nt
Organism: Corvus hawaiiensis (hawaiian crow)
Lineage: Eukaryota; Metazoa; Chordata; Aves; Passeriformes; Corvidae
Gene: HPD
Product: 4-hydroxyphenylpyruvate dioxygenase
Exons: 14
Coding region: 81-1262 (393 amino acids)
Biological process (GO): L-tyrosine catabolic process
Cellular component (GO): endoplasmic reticulum membrane; Golgi membrane
Molecular function (GO): 4-hydroxyphenylpyruvate dioxygenase activity
Source: RefSeq, a predicted model, not a curated record
GAGCCUCCCGGUCCCGCCGUUAUAUUAAAAGCCCCGUUCUCUCGCUCUCUUUGCUGCUGUCACAUCGCCAAGUCACAAAAAUGACGUCUUACACAGACAAGGGAGAAAAGCCCCAACGAGGCCGCUUCAUCCAUUUCCACUCCAUCACCUUCUGGGUCGGCAAUGCCAAGCAGGCUGCAUCCUACUACUGUAACAAGCUGGGGUUUGAGGAGCUGGCGUACCGGGGGCUGGAGACUGGCAGCAGGGAGGUGGUGUCACACGUCAUCAAGCAGGACAAGAUUGUGUUUGUUUUCUCGUCUGCUCUGAACCCAGGCAAUGAGGAGAUGGGGGAGCACCUGGUGAAGCAUGGUGAUGGGGUGAAGGACGUCGCCUUCGAAGUGGAGGACUGUGACUUCAUCGUGCAGAAAGCCAAGGAGCGUGGGGCUGUGGUGGUGAAGGAGCCGUGGGUGGAGCAAGAUAAAUUUGGGAAGGUGAAGUUUGCAGUGAUCCAGACGUACGGUGACACCACCCACACCUUGAUAGAAAAGCUCAACUACAAGGGCCUGUUCCUCCCAGGGUACCAACCGCCCCUCUUCAAGGACCCCCUGCUGCCCAAGUUACCGAGCACCAAGCUCAGCUUUGUUGAUCACGUUGUGGGGAACCAGCCCGACCUCCAGAUGGUCCCAGUGGCGGACUGGUACCAGAAGAACCUGUUCUUCCACCGCUUCUGGUCAGUGGAUGACAAGCAGCUGCACACCGAGUUCAGUGCCCUGCGCUCCAUCGUGGUCACCAACUACGAGGAGACCAUCAAGAUGCCCAUCAAUGAGCCAGCACCUGGCAAGAAGAAAUCCCAGAUUCAGGAAUAUAUUGAUUACUACGGAGGGGCCGGAGUCCAGCACAUCGCACUGAACACCCCCGACAUCAUCUCAGCAAUCACCAACCUGAAGCAGCGGGGCAUGCAGUUCAUGGAUGUGCCCUCCACCUACUACCAAGUGCUGCGGGAGAGGCUCAAAACGGCCAAAAUCAAAGUGAAGGAGAACAUUGACAAGCUGGCGGAACUGAAAAUCCUGGUGGAUUUCGAUGAAAAAGGCUACUUGCUCCAGAUCUUCACCAAACCAGUUCAAGACAGACCCACGGUCUUUUUGGAGGUGAUCCAGAGGCACAAUCACCAGGGCUUUGGUGCCGGGAACUUCAAGUCUCUGUUUGAAGCCAUAGAAAUGGAUCAGGAUGCCAGAGGAAACCUGACUGUCCUGGAGCCCAACGGGGAGACCAAGUUCAUGUAGAGGAUGGCAGGAAGUGCCACCCUCACCCCUAAGGAGCUGAUUCCAAAUAAACUGGGAAACACCCGAUGUUUUGGUAAAUAGCCCAGACUUGAGUGCCACAAACCCAGGGAAGCCACUGCCAAGUUGGACAAUGUCAAAGGACCCAACACCUCUCCCAACCCAGCCCCGGCGCUGCCCUUCCUGGGAGAUGGGGUGUGGGAAAUAGCAAACACACUCUCAGAAAGCAGCUUAGUCUGAUCCAAAUCACGGAAUUCUUAACAAAGGGCAGAUUUAAGGCAUGGGCCAAAGACAUGCAGCUACAGAGGAAGACAGAAGAAACAACUGGGAGUGCUCAAAUUUAGUCUAUCCAAAGUUUUAAUUUUAGCUACACAGGAAACUGUGAAAGCACAGAGGCGUUUGCCUCUCUGCGCAUCUCCUUUUCUAAGAUUUUGGUUUAAUUGCUUUUAGACUCAAUCUUGAAUUUCAAUUUGCUGAGAAUAAACACAGUUUUAGGGAAUGAGAA